UGAACAGCCCAGCAACGUGAGGGAUGUAAAAUUCUGUCAGUGUUGCCAACAAAAAUUUGAAUGUCAUCAACCAGAGUUUAAAGGAGAAACGCGCGAAAUUUCGUGAUGUCUUUAACUCUGUGUCAGAGUAAUCGGAUUUAUAACUAUUUUUUUUCACACUGUCUAACCGUAAGCCUAGAAUGUCCGAACUCUGAACUUGUUGAUCGUUCUGUUUGCUGAACUUUGGUAAUCAUGGCAAACAAUGCGAAAUACUCAGAAGACGAAAUAGAGCGCAAAAGAUUAUCAGCUUUGUGUCGUAAAGAGCUGUCUCGAAAGUUAACAGGUAGUCAGGGAAAUUCGUCGAAUCUCAAUUCCCUGUCAAUUAAUAAUGGGAGUUCAGGAAAUGUCCCAACAGUUUCCCCAUGUAGGGAACAAAGAUCAGGGAACUCCUUCGUCAUGCAUUCGCCAAGCCGGCAGAACCAUCGAUACAAUCCUCUCAAGAGCAAAGAUCCACAAAACUUUUCAUCCAAAUCUUCCACAAUUCAGAUUAAGUUCGUUAUGAUCAGUGACGAAAGAUUUUCUGUCAUAAUCUCUGAAUUUCAAGAACAAAUCAUCAGCAUUUUCAAAACUAUUCCGAGUAGAUCUUACGAUUUAAAAACCAAAACUUGGAAUUUUCACAUGAAGGAUUACAACGAUCUCGUAAAAAAAUUAUCUCAGUUAAAACCUAGAGUAUCUAUCGAGAACUUGCCAUCCAGCAUACUUCAGGUAUUCAAAAAAGAAGUAAACACCGAUUACAAUUCCGUAGAUUUGACAUGUAUUGAUAAAAAAUUAGUGGAAAGUUUGAUGCCGUUUCAACGAGAAGGUGUUUGUUAUGGGAUUUUGAAAAAUGGUCGCUGCAUUAUCGCAGAUGAGAUGGGACUCGGUAAAACGAUACAAGCAUUAGGAAUUGUGCAUUAUUAUAGAAAUGAUUGGCCGCUUCUCAUUGUCAGCCCAUCGUCUGUUAGGUAUCAAUGGUCAGAAGCUAUUUAUACGUUCUUACCUUCUGUGCCGACACAUUACGUGCAUCAUUAUACAACCGCUAAAGACACUUUCGGCGAUGCUAAAAUCGUCAUAAUGUCUUACGAUAUCCUGAAGCGGGCGAUUAGCUCACUCGAAAGACACGUGUUCGGCGCAGUUAUAUUCGAUGAAUCUCAUUUCUUGAAGAGUCCAAAAUCUGCACGUUCAGUGGCCGCAUCUGUCGUAGCUUCUCAAGCGCGAAGAGUUGUGUUGCUUAGCGGUACACCAGCCCUUUCACGCCCUAAGGAAUUGUAUUUUCAAAUCAACCUUGUUAUGCAGAAAUUUCUUGGAUUUCACGAAUUCGGCAUUAGAUAUUGUGCUGGCACUUUCGGCAAAUUUGGCUGGGAAUACGGGGGUUCUUCAAACAUGCAAGAGCUGCAGCUACUAUUGAACCGCUGUUGUCUAAUUAGACGUAUAAAAUCUGAAGUACUGACCCAGUUGCCGUCCAAAAUACGAGAAGUUGUAAUUUUGGAUCCAAAGUUGAUUAAAACAGAAACACAAAAAAUGAAGAAAAUCGCCGAGGCCGUACAACGCGAAAGUUUUAAGAACUCCGAAGGAAACACCGCGUUACUGCAGCAUUAUAGAGAAACGGCUGAGGUGAAAACAAAAGCGAUAUGCAAUUACGUCAAUGACUUGCUGGAAAGUGAUACAAAGUUUUUGAUAUUCGCCCACCAUUUGACAGUCCUUAAUGAAAUAUGCAAGACCAUCUCAUCGAAAAAUGUUAGCUAUAUUAGAAUCGACGGAUCAACAAAAUCCGAGGAGCGAAAAGUGCGAUGCGACGUGUUCCAAGAACAAGACGACUGUUUGGUUGCUGUUCUUUCUAUAACAGCGGCAAGCACAGGCAUCACUUUGACUGCCGCGCAGCGCGUUGUGUUUGCCGAACUGUAUUGGAAUCCUGGAAUUUUGUGCCAAGCCGAAGAUAGAGUGCACAGAAUCGGCCAACAAGGAAGCGUGCUGAUCCAAUUUCUUAUCGCUAAAAACACGGCUGAUGACCAUUUGUGGAAAUUGAUGCAAACGAAACUCAAUGUUCUGAAUAAAGCUGGGCUUGGGCAGAAUUUUGCGGUGGAAAAAUCGACUGAGGCCAAACGAGGUAACGAAACUCCGUCCAAUCAGUCAAACUUGCUCUCGUUCUUCACAAAAGCAAGUGUUCAACAGGAUUCCGCAGCACAUCGCGAGAAAAUUGAAGAUGUUCAUCAGUUACUCGAAGAAGAUGACGAUGCGCUGAUCACGCUUAAUUUAGACGGACUCGAUGAGGAUUGUUGAGUUAUAUCAAAUUUUAGUUAUAUUAAUUUUGUAUAAAAACUACGUAUUUGUGAGAUUGAUACUUGAUUUUCAUACCGAUUAAAAAAAAACGAAAUAUCG
Messenger RNA from Neodiprion fabricii, 2397 nucleotides. It is a transcript of the gene Marcal1, whose product is annotated as SWI/SNF-related matrix-associated actin-dependent regulator of chromatin subfamily A-like protein 1. Gene Ontology annotation, cellular component: nuclear replication fork. Gene Ontology annotation, molecular function: ATP binding; ATP-dependent chromatin remodeler activity. The transcript has 12 exons. Lineage: Eukaryota; Metazoa; Arthropoda; Insecta; Hymenoptera; Diprionidae. The coding region runs from base 232 to 2298 and encodes 688 amino acids. The record is from RefSeq and is a predicted model, not a curated record. Gene Ontology annotation, biological process: replication fork processing; DNA repair.